Helianthus annuus (common sunflower) is the source of this 674-nucleotide messenger RNA. RefSeq lists its product as uncharacterized. Lineage: Eukaryota; Viridiplantae; Streptophyta; Magnoliopsida; Asterales; Asteraceae. Bases 51 to 659 code for a protein of 202 amino acids. The record is from RefSeq and is a predicted model, not a curated record. The transcript is spliced from 7 exons.
ACUCUUUAACGUUUGGCAACGGUUCUCCACACAUACACAUCUGUUCAAUAAUGGUGGCAGCGGCAUCCAUUGGAGUCUCAAUGAAGACGUUGUUUAUCUUCUUGUUUUGUGUGAUGGUAGCUGCGUUUGCUUACUUGUUCCUUUUCGGUGACUACUUUUCUUGUUUUGAUAUACAUUCCAGGUGGUUCAUACUAAUGGCGGUAGACUUUACCGCAUGUACUGUUCCUAUAGUGGCAUGGGUAUACUACAAGGAAUCAAGUUGGAUUUUUGCAUUUAUAGUAAUGGCCGCAAUGAAUGUACUAGGAAGGGAUGCCAAUGGAGGAUCUUUUGUUGUAGUUGCCAGAGUGAUCUUUUCAGUAUUAGGUUGCUUGGUGUUGGGAGCUCUGAUUUAUACGCUAGUUGAUGAGUUAUCUCCAUUUUAUACAAAAGAGUUUGCAUCGUGUUUCAUAACAUUUGAAACAGACAUAUACAUCCACAUUGCAAUGUUUUCGGUGUGGAUAGCUUAUAAGGAGUCAAGUUGGACAAGUGCUUUCUUUUGGAUUGCUUCACUUGUAUGUUUAAGGGGUGUUGCUUUAUGUGCAUAUAUACUUCGACGGUUGUUUGACCUCUCACCUCAGCAACCUGCUUCCCUAAUAAUAUUCAACAACACUGGCAGGUAAGUACUUCAAUGAACC